UUUUAACGCCCCGUGUGUGCGGUCUUUGACGCUCGUUGCCGUCAUCCAUCAAAACUACGAUAUCAAUAUUUUACAACCUUAACGUAAAGUGGAAAUGUUGGAUUAAGUGCAUCGAGCUUGGAGAGAGAGCCAUGGCACGCUUUGUGCUGGCCAGCGGGGCACUGCUCUGCGUGCUCAGCGCGGCGAUGCAGACGAGCGCGCUCACGGUGUUGCCGCAUGACGUCCGCCCCGGCCACGCCGUACGCCAUUUCGAAGGAAACUACUCCCGCUAUACGCUGCUGGAUCCUGAAUACGCAUCUUACUUCACUCUACUCGAUGAUGGACUCCUGAUGACCACUGCAGAUUUGGCGCCUCUACUCGAUCAAUCCUUGAACCUUGCCAUUUUAGAACAGACUCCGUUUAGCAGUUCAGCUCAUUCGGUACAUCUACUUGUAGUAGAUCGCCGAAAAAUGCUUAGUUUUGCGACUAACGGACUUCACGGUGAAAUUCCAGAAAAUGCACCAGCUGGUACUGCUGUGGAUCUUCCCCCAAUUAAAGCUGCCGCACCACUCAAUGUGGGGCCUGUGGCAUACAAAAUAAUAAAAGGCAACGAAAAUUCCUUAUUUGCCUUGCGCGAAAAAACGAAGACCGGUAUACCUGAAGUAGCAUCCGUUAUUAGUGACGGAGAUGUGGAAAUAAUAGCAAUGAGGCCUUUAGACGCUGAGGAUACGAAAUCUUAUGACUUAACACUGCAAGCAACAGAUUUGAGAGGCAGUAACAAAGCGAACCUCGCUGUCAGAAUAGAUGUAACCAAUGAGAAUGAUCACGAGCCUAUUUUCGAGCAGGAUAUUUAUUACUUUGCUGUGAAUGGAAGUUUGGAUCAAAACUGUGAUAACGAAACAGCACAUUGGCAAAGGUUUUCAAACAUCGGUAAAGUUCAUGCUUACGAUGCUGACGGAGAUCGAGUGUAUUACUCAUUGAAAACACCCAGCAACUUGGCGGUUAUUGUGCCACAAACAGGCGAAUUGAUACUAGCGGGAGAGCCCGACGGCCACGAAGCUGAGUUAGAAGUUCUUGCCCAUGAUACGGGCUCGCCGCCGCGAAAAAGUCGACCAGCUCAAGUCUUUCUAGAAUUCGUGGUGCAUAAUAAAAAAGAUCUUCCAGCAUUGCGUCGUCAGAAACGACGUGUCACCCGCGCGGUGAGGCCGACGAAGCGCAUUGAGUUUACCGAGGCGGAUGGGGAAGUCGAAGGACGUGCGGUAUUCACGCUCGAAAAGGAAACUGAUCGCGAAACAUUUAAAAUUCGGGACGAAAAUCCGUGGGUCACUGUUGAACCAAGUGGUGUAGUGAAAGUUAAAAAGAAGUGGGACUAUGAGGAGUUGGGACCUGAGAAAACGAUCGACUUUUGGGUAACCAUCACCAACGCUGGAAAUGGAGAUACGGAUAAUCAACGGGUUAUCAUUCACGUGAAGGAUGUAAAUGACGAGCCACCUUACUUCAUCAAUCGACCAUUACCGAUGCAGACAGUAGUUCAACUCAACGCAGCUCCUAAUACACCAGUCUUCACACUACAAGCUAGGGAUCCAGAUACGGACCACAAUAUUCACUACUUCAUUGUUAGAGACCGGACCGGAGGGCGAUUUGAAGUGGACGAGAGGUCGGGCGUCGUCCGCACGAGGGGAACGGAUCCUUUCCAAUUGGAUAUGGAAUACGUCCUGUAUGUCAAGGCCGAAGAUCAGAGCGGUCGUGUUGAUGAGAGGCGGUUUCAAUCGACACCGGAGGAAAGGCUGAGCAUCGUGGGCGGGAAACGCGCGCCGCAGUUUUAUCUAUCCAACUACGAAACAGAGAUAGCUGAGAACCAAAAGAAAGAUUCGGAUAUAAUAUCUGUGAAAGCGAAAUCGUUCGCGGACCGAGAGAUUCGGUACACAUUGAAAGCGCAAGGGCAAGGCGCGGGCACUUUCAACAUCGGACCGACUUCGGGCAUCGUGAAGCUGGCGAAAGAACUCGACUUUGAGGAUCUACGGCAGCCGCACGUGUAUUCACUUGUCGUCACUGCCACUGAAGAUUCUGGUGGAUUCUCCACUUCUGUAGAGUUGACGAUUCGUGUGACUGAUGUUAACGACAACGCGCCCAAAUUCGAGCUGCCAGACUACCAAGCGCACAACGUGGACGAGGACAUCGCGAAAGGCACCAGUAUCCUCAAGGUCAAAGCCAUGGACGCCGACUCCGGGAAGAAUGCAGAAAUUGAAUAUUUGGUUUCAGAUGACCACUUUGCUGUAGAUAACAAUGGUAUAAUAACAAAUAAUAAACAAUUGGACGCAGAUAACAAUAAUGCAUACUAUGAAUUUGUCGUCACCGCUAGAGAUAAAGGAGAACCGGCAAAAACCGGUACAGCCACAGUCCGUGUUUAUACUAAAAACAAAAAUGACGAAGAACCAAAAUUCUCCCAGCAAGUAUACACUCCAAAUGUCGACGAAAACGCUGGACCAAAUACUUUAGUAACAACAGUUGUGGCUUCAGAUAAAGAUGGUGACAAUGUACGUUUUGGUUUUGUCGGUGGAGGGACGAGUUCUGGACAAUUUGUUAUUGAAGAAAUCACUGGUGUAAUUCGAUUGCACAAUAAGCCUAUAUCAUUAGACAGGGAUAAGUAUGAACUGAAUGUAACUGCAAUGGACGACGGUGCAUGUUGCGUCAAUGGAGACACGACUAUACAUACGUCAACUGCUGUUGUAGUUGUGUUCAUAACGGAUGUAAACGAUAACAAGCCUAUAUUCAAAGAUUGUCCAACAUACUUUCCUAAAGUCGAAGAAGGUGCUCCAAAUGGAAGUCCCGUUAUAAAAGUACACGCGACUGAUGAAGACAAAGGUGUUAAUGGGCAAGUUAAGUAUUCAAUUGUUCAACAACCAAAUCAGAAAGGUACCAAGUUUACUGUUGAUGAAGAAACUGGCGAAGUUUCUACGAACAAGGUAUUCGAUAGGGAGGGUGAUGAUGGAAAAUUUGUAUCGGUCACGGUAAAAGCUACGGAUCAGGGCGAACCAUCGUUGGAAGGUGUUUGCUCUUUCACGGUAGAAAUAACUGAUGUUAAUGAUAAUCCUCCACUAUUCGAUCGACAAAAAUAUGUGGAAAAUGUAAAACAAGACGCCAGCAUAGGCACUAAUAUACUAAGGGUUUCUGCGUCCGAUGAGGAUGCUGACAAUAACGGUGCAAUAGUUUACACAUUAACUGCGCCGUAUAAUCCAGCCGAUAUAGACUACUUUGAAAUUCAACCCGAAUCGGGUUGGAUAGUACUUAAAAAACCUUUAGACCGGGACAGGUAUCGACUGCGCGUGCGUGCCUCCGACAGAGGCGACCCGCCCUCCUCUGCAGACGUGGACGUUGAAUUAGACGUGGUAGACAGGAACAAUAAGCCCCCCAUCUGGGACAUGUCCACGUAUGGCCCCGUUCACAUCAAAGAGAAUGUCACAGUGGGUACCGUAGUGACCAGUGUGAAAGCAAGUUCUGGAAUUGAGAAUAACCCGACAGUGUUUUAUCGCCUGAUGCCCGGCUCCACCGCUCAAACAAACAAGUUUCAUACAUUUUACUUGCAACAAAGAUCCGAUAACGGAUUUACGUGGGCAGAUAUAAAAGUCAAUCAUCCGUUAGACUACGAAAGUAUCAAGGAGUACAAUUUAACUAUUCGAGUGGAGAACAAUGGAGCACAGCAGCUUGCAUCUGAGACGACGGUCUACAUAAUGCUUGAAGACGUCAACGAUGAGAUCCCGCUGUUCACGGAACGCGAGCAAGAGACGGUACUGGAAGGCGAGCCCAUCGGCACCAAGGUCACGCAGGUCAACGCCAUCGACAAGGAUGGAACGUUCCCGAACAAUCAAGUGUAUUACUACAUCGUGGAUUCGCCGCGCAACGAGGGCAAGGACUUCUUCGAGAUCAGCAUGCAGACUGGAGAGAUCUUUACGAAGGUGGUGUUCGACAGAGAGAAGCAGGGAGCUUACGCACUGGAGGUGGAGGCACGCGACGGAGCGCCCUCGGCCCGACCGAACUCCGACAAUCAACCAAAUUCAGGGAAGCACAUAUUAUUAUAA
Molecule: messenger RNA, 4058 nt
Organism: Papilio xuthus (Asian swallowtail)
Lineage: Eukaryota; Metazoa; Arthropoda; Insecta; Lepidoptera; Papilionidae
Product: neural-cadherin
Exons: 13
Coding region: 132-4058 (1308 amino acids)
Biological process (GO): homophilic cell-cell adhesion
Cellular component (GO): plasma membrane
Molecular function (GO): calcium ion binding
Source: RefSeq, a predicted model, not a curated record